AAACGUUUAACUUGAGAGUUAAAAAGUGAUAUUUAACUUUAUCUUUUUUAUGUGAAAGAAUGAAAAAGACAUUCUUUCGGUAACCAUCUCAACUCUUGAAAAUAAAGGAGAUACCAGUCUGUAUUUUGUUAUGUACUCAAACAUAACUUUCUCUCUUUCUUGAUUCUCUCUCUCUCCAAAUCCGCCAUGGCCGGAGCUACCACCAUCCUCGCAUUCGCCAUUCUCACCCUGUCAGCCAUCUCGGUCCCAACAAAUUCCCAAGAAUUCUCAAGAAAGCUCAAGAAACGAGAAAUGGGGAUGAAGAGAGAGAAGCUGAGCCACCUUCACUUCUACUUCCACGACAUCGUGAGCGGCCGCAACCGGACGGCGGUGCGCGUGGCGGAGGCGGCCAGCACCAACUCCUCGGCCACGGGGUUCGGCUUCUUGGUGAUGAUCGACGACCCCCUGACGGUGGGCCCCAACACGAGCUCCAAGAUGGUGGGGAGAGCUCAAGGGCUGUACGGGUCCGCUGAUUUGAGCGAGGUGGGGCUUCUCAUGGCGCUCAAUUUCGCCUUCGUGGAGGGGAAGUUCAACGGCAGCACGCUCAGCGUGUUGGGCCGGAACGCGGUGUUCUCCGCCGUGAGGGAGAUGCCCGUUGUCGGCGGCAGCGGUGUUUUCCGGUUUGCCCGCGGUUACGCUCACGCGAGGACUCACUCCUUUGACUUCAAAACCGGGGAUGCCGUCGUUGAGUACAACGUUUAUGUAUUGCAUUAUUGACUUUUUUACCCUUCAUGUCUUUGCUUGCAGUAAUUCCAAAAUGUUUAUGUAACCACUAUAAUCUUGUCUUGUUUGUUGUAAUACUUGUCAAUUCCCAAACACAAUACUUUAAUUUGUGUCUGCAUUUAAUUGUUGAGCCAUUAAUUAAUGCUAGCAUUGCAUUGGAGACUA
Messenger RNA from Salvia miltiorrhiza (redroot sage), 927 nucleotides. RefSeq names its product dirigent protein 22-like. Lineage: Eukaryota; Viridiplantae; Streptophyta; Magnoliopsida; Lamiales; Lamiaceae. The record is from RefSeq and is a predicted model, not a curated record. The transcript has a single exon. The coding region runs from base 187 to 756 and encodes 189 amino acids.